This is a messenger RNA of Glycine soja, 1713 nucleotides long. Its product is annotated as tRNA (cytosine(38)-C(5))-methyltransferase 2. Gene Ontology annotation, molecular function: methyltransferase activity. The record is from RefSeq and is a predicted model, not a curated record. The coding region runs from base 192 to 1349 and encodes 385 amino acids. The transcript has 10 exons. Lineage: Eukaryota; Viridiplantae; Streptophyta; Magnoliopsida; Fabales; Fabaceae.
AUUCUGCUUCUUUAAGCAGUAUCAUUACCUGAACAGUUGAAUAAAUUGGUGAGUUUUUCUUUUCGUUAUUAUUACUACUAUUUAAAAAUUUCAAAGAACCCUAGCUUUGGUCAUUGCUUGGCAAGAGGCAACUGGGAAUUUGGUGUUACACAAAUUUGAGGUUUGUAAAAAGCGGUUGAUAGAUUAGAGGAAUGGCGAAGGAGUCAUCGGAGUCACGCGGCUGCUGGAGAGUGUUGGAGUUUUACAGUGGAAUCGGUGGCAUGAGGUACUCACUGAUGAAGGCCCAGGUGAACGCUCGAGUGGUGCAAGCAUUUGAAAUUAAUGACACAGCAAAUGAUGUUUACCAACAUAAUUUUGGUCAUCGUCCUUAUCAGGGAAAUAUUCAAUGUCUGACUGCUGCUGAUCUGGACAAGUAUGGUGCCGAUGCAUGGCUUCUUUCUCCUCCUUGCCAACCUUAUACACGACAAGGUCUCCAGAAGGACACUGGUGAUGCUCGGGCAUUUUCUUUUCUUCAGAUUCUUGAGCUCAUGCCAUUUUUAUUGCGGCCUCCGAGUAUGUUAUUUGUGGAAAAUGUUGUUGGAUUUGAGACAUCUGAUACGCAUGCAAAACUAAUUGAAAUAUUGGAAAAAACAAAUUUUAUCACACAGGAGUUCAUUCUGACCCCUUUACAGUUUGGAAUCCCAUAUUCCAGGCCUCGUUAUUUUUGUCUGGCCAAGAGAAAACCUUCAUCUUUUGUUAAUGAGUGUCUGAACAGCCAGCUGAUUCAAUCUCCACCGCCAUUAUUUGAGCAUUUUGACACAGCGGCUGAUGAAGAUGAUUCAUCAAAAGAGGACAGGCAAAACUUGUUGCAGUCAUGUCAGCCUAUUGAGAAUUUUCUUGAAUUGAAGAACCCCAGCAGUGAUAUAGCUGUUGAAUCUGUAGCUUUAAGGACUGAUUUAUCUAAUGACGCUCCUAGAACUUUGGGGAAAAAUAAUGGUCAUGAUGAAUAUGAAUCUUUGGACCAGUAUUUCGUUCACCCAAGCUUGAUAGAACGGUGGGGAAGUGCUAUGGAUGUUGUCUACCCUGAUUCAAAGCGCUGCUGCUGUUUUACAAAAAGUUAUUACAGAUAUGUGAAGGGAACUGGUUCCCUUUUGGCAACUGUCCAGCCAGUGAAGAGGGACAAAACAUCACUGAAGGAGCAAUGCCUUAGAUAUUUUACCCCAAGAGAGGUUGCAAACCUACAUUCUUUUCCUGAAGGAUUUGUGUUUCCAGAGCACAUUAGUCUCAGGCAACGGUAUGCGUUACUAGGGAACAGUUUAAGCAUAGCAGUUGUUGCUCCCUUACUUCAGUAUCUUUUCACUCAACCUUAAUGAUUUUUCAAUUGCAACAUCCAUUCAACAGAAGCAGAUAUGUCCUAGGCCUAUCUCCUAUAAUUUUGCUGUCAUAGUGAGAUCAUGUAACAAAUGUGAUUUCUUGUUUCAAUCAUGAUGAUCCAACUCGUACAUGAGUUUGACCAUUUCUACUUCAGAAUUCAUAUUUCUAAUGUAGAGUUCUGUGGCCAUUCUUUCAAAAAUUGCCUAAUAUGUGGGGCGAAAAAUGUAAUUGAAAUUUGGGAGAUUCAAAAUGUACUUGUCAGGCCUCUUGUAGAAGAAAUGAUGGGAUCUUGUAUCAAAUUUGAAUGUAAACACAUUUGAGAAAAUAUGCAGUUAAAUUUAAGUUUUCUAUCGUGCUGAA